AUGGUUGAGAGGUGGCAAAGAUCCCUCAAGGCCUUGCUCAAAGCAAGACUUUGCGAUGGAGCAAAUUGGAUGGAUUCUCUUCCCCUUGCUCUCCUGGGACUUCGUUCGGCUUGGCGCGCCGAUGGUGGCUUCAGCGCUGCCCAACUUCUAUACGGCUCCCCCUUGCGGUUUCCCGAAAGAUGUCUCGCUCCCACUCCCCGCAGCCUUGACCCAGCUGCAGAGCUGCCGUUUGUCCAAAACCUCCGCCGCCGUCUUCAAUUGGUGGCACCGCCUCCCGUUCGUUUUCAUGGCGACCCGCCGGUCCAACUUCCUACGGAUUUGAGCGUCACAGACUGUGUGUUCGUGCGCCAUGAUACUCACCGUGACUCGCUCCAAGCUCCCUAUGACGGCCUGUUUCUUGUGUUGGAUCAGAACCCUAAAUUUUUAAUUCUGGAUCUCAAUGGCAAGCCCGAUUCCGUCUCAGUGGACCGGCUCAAAGUCGCCCACGGCGUUUCUGCCGCUGAUGUUCCCGUCCACCGUCGCCGGGGCCGCCCGCCUAAUGUGCGUCCUGCUCGGCUCAGCCCCAAUCUUGCCAUUGGAGAUCCCCCUUGCAAUGUCAAUCAGGGUCCCAACCAGGAUAUUGACUGGCAGCUCCCUCAACCCCUAGCUAUCCGCCCUCAAGUUACCCGAGCUGGGCGUGUUACACGACCCCCUGCCAAUUUUACCCAUUUUGUGACUCACGAUAUCUAUUCUCUCCAACAUUGUUAA
Messenger RNA from Tigriopus californicus, 747 nucleotides. RefSeq lists its product as uncharacterized. NCBI's taxonomy places the organism in Eukaryota, Metazoa, Arthropoda, Copepoda, Harpacticoida, Harpacticidae. The record is from RefSeq and is a predicted model, not a curated record. Bases 1 to 747 code for a protein of 248 amino acids. The transcript has a single exon.